Physella acuta is the source of this 3538-nucleotide messenger RNA. Its product is annotated as aminopeptidase N. The record is from RefSeq and is a predicted model, not a curated record. Lineage: Eukaryota; Metazoa; Mollusca; Gastropoda; Physidae. Gene Ontology annotation, biological process: peptide catabolic process; proteolysis. Gene Ontology annotation, cellular component: cytoplasm; membrane. Gene Ontology annotation, molecular function: metalloaminopeptidase activity; zinc ion binding; peptide binding.
GUAGCUCAGUAGGAAACACACACAGAGGUUUAACAACAAGGACCGUAAGGUAACGACGCAUGUGUACAAGUUACUUCUUGUAGGUUUAGCAGUAGAGAUCUAGGUUAUUUAAACACUCACUUUACACAAAAAAAACCCGAGGAAACUAAGUCAACGGUGGCAUUCAAUAGCCUUUGUUGACAAUUGUUAACGUUCAUAAAAUUCAACUAUUUGCUAUGGUAAAGCAUGAUAUGUCACGUUUGUUCAGGCAUACUCCAAUUACAUCCACCAUCUAGAGAGUAGGGAGAGAGAGAGAGAGAACGUAGUAUAGGUAGAGAUUUAUGAACAUGUCUACAAAAAUAAUCUCGACGCUGUCCAUACUUUUGUUGAUGUACGGAUCUUAUUUGGCUGAAAGACAUUCCAAGCUUCCUAGAUUUGACAUUUUCAAAUCCCACUGCAUUCAUUUAGCUGCUUCCGGGGACAAAGACGUCUGUAAAAAAUGCCCAGCUCCCAAAACGACAACCACGCCGACUACAACAACAACAAGAACGACGACAACAAUACCGCCAACCACUCCAAAACCUAAGGUCACUGACCUGAGACUGCCCACAUCCGUCUCACCACUCCACUACAACAUCGACAUCACCACCUUCAUCCACUCAUCCGAUCCGUCGCAGUUUUCAUACGAGGGCACCGAGAAGAUCUGGAUCCAGUGCAACACACCCGCCGACAACGUGACCAUCCACUUCCGGGUUCUGACCAUAGACCCCGCCUCAAUUAAGUUCUAUGGCGACCCCGUCUCGUCAGAUGACCCGCGCUACGUCACGUCAUCAAUCGACCUGGCCAGGGAGUUUUUCGUCAUCAAGUUGGACAGUAAUAUGCAGGCUGGGAAAAUUUAUAUUCUCGAGCUGGGCUUUACCUCCCCUAUAAAAAAUGACAUGGUUGGUCUGUAUUACAGCGUGUACUCAAACAACGGUAAAACCACUUACCUGGCGACGACCCAGAUGGAGCCAGCAGACGCCAGAAAAGCCUUCCCCUGUUUUGACGAGCCGGCACUGAAGGCCACGUUUAACAUGAGCCUAGUACAUCCCAGCUCCAUGAUCUCCCUGGCCAACACUCUGCUCGUGAACACACAACCUGCAUUUACUGUAGAUGGUGUGGACUAUGUUCGAGAUACCUACCUACCGUCACCCAAGAUGUCUUCCUAUCUAGUGGCGUUUGUUGUCUGUGAUUUCUCCUUCAAGUCGGCCGUAUCCAAGAACGGCGUUCUGUUCCGCGCUUGGACUACCAAUAGCAGCAUUGACCAGAUAGACUAUGCCCUGUCUGUGGGCACAGAGACUCUCUCUUUCUAUGAAGAUUUCUUCGGCAUUAGGUUCCCUCUGCCAAAACAAGAUAUGAUAGGCAUUCCAGACUUUGCAUCCGGUGCUAUGGAGAACUGGGGUCUUAUUACUUACAGACAGAAGUACCUUCUGUACGAAGAGGGCAAAUCUAACGAGUACGACAAGGAGAUUGUGACCUUUGUGGUCACGCAUGAGCUGGCACACCAGUGGUUCGGUGACCUUGUGAGUCCAAGAUGGUGGGAUGACCUUUGGCUGAACGAGGGGUUCGCGACCUUCAUGCAGUACCUGGGUGUUGACCACGUGCAGCCAGACUGGAAAUUUUUUGACAUCAUGACCAUCAGAGAACUCCAGAAAGCUAUGUCGUUAGACAGUCUUGUGUCGUCACAUCCGCUCUACGUUCCAAUCACCCUCAUAGACGACAUUCUCCAGAUCUUCGACAGCGUUUCUUACUCUAAAGGUGGUUGUAUUAUAAGGAUGUUGCGUCAAUUUAUUGGAGUUGAAACCUUUAAAAGGGGGAUGAACAGAUAUCUGACAAGAUACAUGUACUCUACUGCCACACACAAUGACUUAUGGGAUGCUAUAGCCGAGCAAACAGCACUAGACGGCAAGACCAUUGACGUGAAGGACAUCAUGAACACAUGGACCGUCCAGAUGAACUACCCGCUUGUCACUGUCACCCGUGACACGUCAUCCCCUGACGUCAUCAUCGUGUCACAACAGAGAUACCUGUCCGCUAAGAACGCCGUUGACCCUGGGACCUACCAGACGCUUUAUGGAUACAAAUGGACCAUCCCAGUUACAGUGACAUCCAGCAAAAAUCCAAACUUUGACGAAUUUAGUGCUGAUGUUUUGUGGCUGACUAGAAAUGAAACAUCCAAGAGUUUCACCUUUGGUGCUGCCAACUUGCCAGACAUUAACGAUCCUAAUGGUUGGAUCCUUGCAAACAUUGCUCAGGUCGGGUACUAUAGAGUCACCUACCCCGUGUCUAACUGGCUGGCACUUAGCAACCAGUUAAAGACCAACCAUGAGGUAAUUUCAGCAGUAAACAGGGGGCAGAUAAUCAACGACGCCUGGAGUUUGGUCAGAUCUGGUGACCUUGGCAUUGACGUGGCCUUGAAACUGUUUGACUACCUGGACAAUGAACACGACUACGUGCCAUGGUUUGUCGCUACCAAUGAGUUCAAGUACCUCAGCCAGAUGUUGUCUCUCAAUCCUUUGUUCGGCAGAUUCAGGGAAUACAUGAAAGACAAAUACGGCAAAUCUUUCAAAUACUUUGGUCUAGACAAUACUGGAUCCUCUCACCUUGAAAUCGGUGCCAGACAGCUGGUAGCCAAAGGUGCCUGUAGCUACGGUGUCAAAGAGUGUCUUGACGCGGCCAUCAGCCUGUAUAGACAAUGGAUGGCCGACCCCAGAAACAACCCGAUUGACCCCGAUCUAAAGCCUGUGGUCUACUGCUCUGCAAUUGAGGCAGGCGGUCUCGAGGAGUGGAACUUUGGAUUGAAGAUUUACACGGACCCCGCCAUGUUUAGUGAAACCAAUUACCUUUUGGACGCCCUGUCUUGCUCCAAGGACGUGUGGCUGGUCAACAACUUCAUCAGCUACGUCAUCCAAGACAACUCACCAGUUCGUAAACAAGACACGAUUCCACUCCUGACCACAUCCACCAGCAAAACUUUGCCACGUAUCCUUUUCUGGAACUUCUUCAAAGCCAACUUCGACAAGUUCAUGAGCAUUUAUGGCACUCAGAUAUCAUUAGCCAACGUCAUCAUCAGUGCAACCUCCGCUUUCAACACAGACUACGAGUUAGCGGAUCUCAAAGCCUUUAAAGCCGCCCAUGAAGGCCAAUGGGGAUCCGCCUCUAAAAGCAUCGAGCAAGCCAUUGAGACGGUCUCCUCUAACGUGAAGUGGAUGAAAGACAACCAGGCCGCAAUUGACCAGUGGCUAGCCGACGCUGGGUAUUAAGGCACCCGUAGACACGUCUGAGAACACGGAAUCGGAAGCAACUUUUUCAUGAAGUUGUGUGACGUUGUCUGAUUUGUCUAGCAUAAAGGAGUUAUAAUUAUUAUUAUUUUAUUUACGAAACUUGCCUGAGGUACAGAAUAACAACGAACAUGACUAAACAAAAGAACUAUAUUUAUAAGAAUACUUUCAAUUUAAAAUAUAUAAAAGAAUGGCUUCUCAACGAACAGUAAUAUAAUUAUUUUGUUAUUUAGUUUUUU